GUUUUUAAAAUGACGUGGAACUGACGUCGCCAUGAAUGUAACGGGCGCGUAUUUUCAAAAUGGAGGAAACGCAAACAUUUUGGAGGGGAUUGUAUUCGCAUGAUUUCGGCUUGCUGCACAAUGAGGAUAUCAGCCCAUGACACUUUUCCCAUACAGAUUUAUUUGUAUUCAUUAAUUCUCUGAUGGUCCCAUAGAAAUACACGAAGAUGAGUACCUCCAUUGGCGAUAAAAUAGAGGACUUUAAGGUCCUCACCUUGCUCGGGAAGGGCUCCUUCGCCUGCGUGUACCGAGCCAAGUCCAUCAACACGUCCAUGGAGGUGGCGAUAAAGACGAUUGACAAGAAGGCGAUGCACAAGGCAGGGAUGGUGCAGCGCGUCAUCAACGAGGUGGAGAUCCAGUGCCGGCUGAAGCAUCCCUCCAUCCUGGAGCUGUAUAAUUACUUUGAGGACAGUAAUUAUGUGUACCUGGUGCUGGAGAUGUGUCCUAAUGGUGAGAUGAGCCGUUACCUGAAGGACCGCAAGAAACCCUUCACAGAAAAGGAAGCACGGCACUUCAUGCAGCAGAUCGUGUGUGGGAUGCUGUACCUGCACACCCACGGCAUCCUGCACCGCGACCUGACGCUGUCCAACCUGCUGCUCACCUCCUCCAUGAACCUGAAGAUCGGCGACUUCGGCCUGGCCACGCAGCUGCGGCUGCCCGAGGAGAAGCACUUCACCAUGUGCGGCACGCCCAACUACAUCUCGCCCGAGGUGGCCACGCGCAGCGCCCACGGCCUGGAGUCCGACGUCUGGUCGCUGGGCUGCAUGUUCUACGCCUUCCUGACGGGCCGCCCGCCCUUCGACACCGACACCGUCAAACACACCCUCAGCAAGGUGGUGAUGGGCGACUACGUCAUGCCCGCCCACAUCUCCCCGGAGGCGCAGGACCUGAUUGGCCACCUGCUGCAGAAGAACCCCGCCCUGCGGCCCAGCCUGUCCACCGUGCUGGACCACCCCUUCAUGACGCAGGGGGGCGGCGGGGGGCCCGGCCGGGAGCUGGGGGGGUUGGGGGGGUCGAUGGACAGCGGCAUCGCCACCCUCUCCACCUCCUCACACACCGCCAGCGGCAGCCGUCUGCACCGGAAGGCCAGGCACCUGAUUGGACAGGCUUUGCCCAAUCGCAUGGCUCCAGUGGCCGGGCAGCCACGCCCACCCGCUGACAGGUCCAAUCAGGAGGGACUGUGGCUGCCUCCCGCAGGUGGGCGGAGCUCCAGAGCAGACAGGAGAGGGGCGGGCCCAGAUUACGACCAGCCAACCUCCCGUUACCUGAGGCGGGCACAUUCUUCGGAACGCUCCGCCCACAGACAUACCUAUGGCACGGAGGCGGGGCUAGAGCGCUGUCACUCAGAUGAAGCACUUCCUGGGUCGGGGAACGGUGGUUACCACAAUGCCCACCAUGGUUACAGUGACCAUCGGCGACCGCCUUCACCUCCUGUUAAAGAGUCAGUCAGCUGCUCUGCCUCAGGACAUGGGCUGCACAGGACCGACACACAGCCCUGGUUCCCAGAGGGUUCCUUUAAGAAGUCUGUAGACGGCAGUUCCCAUAGCAGCAGUAGUUUCCAUGGGGGGGGGCCCAGCUCCUGGAGUGAGUCGCCCGCGUUCAGGCCCGCCCCGGCCCCCGCCCCACACACACUCCCGGAGCCCAGAGCCGACCCCCCCGCACCCCACAACCCUGCGCUGGACCCCCCCGCCCCCCGGACGCAGAGAGGAGAGGCCCCCGCCCGCCCCCCCGCUCCAGAAGAGUCUGAAGGGCCAACUGCCCCCCUCAGCACCACUCGUCUCAAGCCCAUCAGACAGAAGACCAAGAACGCUGUGGUGAGCAUCCUGGACUCGGGUGAGGUGUGUAUGGAGCUGCUGAAGAGUCUUGGCCUCCAAGAGCGUGUUAAAGAGAUCCUGCGUAUCUCUUGUGACGGUUCCAUGGUCACCAUCCACCAGCCUAAUGAUGGGCGGGGCUUCCCUGUGCUGGACAAGCCACCCACCCCCUCUGAAGACAUUCUCAUCUGCAGCCUAGAAGACCUACCAGAGAAGUACUGGAAGAAGUACCUGUACGCCACUAAGUUUGUGCAGCUGGUGAAGUCCAAGACCCCCAAGGUCACUCUGUACACCAGCUACGGGAAGUGCAUGCUGAUGGAGAACGCACCCAGCGCUGACCUGGAGGUCUGUUUCUACGAUGGGGCUAAGACACACAGGACAGCUGAACUGCAGCGGGUGGUGGAGAAAGGCGGCAAAUCGUAUACGGUGAAGGGAGAGGCGGGGCUUAAUGGCCUCAGCCCUGAGAGCAGACGCUACGUGGAGCUGGCAGAGGAGGGUCAUAGGAUGUGUCUCUCACUGGAGGCUGCCAUCAGUGAUGAGGAGCAGCGCAGCGCCAAAAACACUCCGUUCUUCCCCAUCACCAUCGGCAGGAAACCCAACUCGUCUCAGCCGGCUCCUGCUGAAGUAGCUCAGGUGUGCGUGAGCCCGCCCCAGCCCCCCCACAUCACACCGUCUAUGAUCUCGUAUGGUGGGUCGGACCUGACUGCAGUGAGUGUGGGAAAGAGCGCCGCCCUGCAGGCCAGCCGCGAGGAGCGCAGCAGUGCAGGCAAAGUCCUCAAGUCUGUGUUUGUACCAAACAUCGGCUGGGCCUCACAGCUGACCAGUGGUGAAGUGUGGGUCCAGUUCAAUGAUGGAUCUCAGCUGGUGGUUCAGGCUGGAGUCUCCUGCAUCACCUUCACAUCACCAAAGGGGUGCACCACCAGGUAUCAGGAGAAUGAGAAGUUGCCGGAGGUGGUGAAGGAGAAGCUUCAGUGUCUCUCCUCCAUCCUGGGCCUCUUGGCCGGCCCUGCAUCCCGACGCUAAACCUCAUCACAUCCUCUCAUCUCGUCUCCAUGCCAACCCUGCAUCCCAUCCUCUCAUCUCCAUGCCAACCCUGCAUCCCGACGCUAAACCUCAUCACAUCCUCUCAUCUCCAUGGCAACCCUGCAUCCCGACGCUAAACGCCAUCACAUCCUCUCAUCUCCAUGCCAACCCUGCAUCCCGACGCUAAACGUCAUCACAUCCUCUGAUCUCCAUGCCAACCCUGCAUCCCGACGCUAAACGUCAUCACAUCCUCUCAUCUCCAUGCCAACCCUGCGUCCGUCUCCUCUCCCAUCCCAUGUCUUGGACCCUGAGCAGGGGCUUGGGUUGGGGUUGGUCUGUCUCCGUUAGCCACUGCUGAGGUGUCACCGCAUCAUCCCAGAGACCUCUGACCACUGCUGGCCUGACUCCUCCUCCAGCCCCAUGACCCCUCCCCCUCUCUUGAUGGACCCCGCCCCCCUAAGCACUUCCUCUCUCCCGGUGUCCUGUACUUUCCUAUGAAGUUUGUGUACCUGUAAAUAUUUUUAAAAACACAUUUGUACAGAUAUGGUUGAGAUUAUGAAAAGAGUAUAUAUAUUUUUAAGCGCUUGUGUUGUACAGUAUUCCUCUCCUGUCGUUGUUGUGUUACUGGAUGGUUUGUAGCGGGUCCUUGUAGCCAGCAGGGUUCAAACGCAGAUGGAUGAAAAUGCAUUAAACAUCCGCUUCUUGCAUCAA
Molecule: messenger RNA, 3584 nt
Organism: Clupea harengus (Atlantic herring)
Lineage: Eukaryota; Metazoa; Chordata; Actinopteri; Clupeiformes; Clupeidae
Product: polo-like kinase 4 (Drosophila)
Biological process (GO): protein phosphorylation
Cellular component (GO): nucleus
Molecular function (GO): ATP binding; protein binding; protein kinase activity
Source: RefSeq, a predicted model, not a curated record